AUGCUGAUAAAUCUGGCUCUUACUCUUACAGUACUGGCGAUUGCUUUAGCACAUUUAUUCUUCCUGGGGAAGAAGAAGAAGAUUGCUGACAUUACUACAACUGGUACUGCUACUAUCUCAACUAUCAUCACUAAUAGUAGAAUUCAACCUCUCCCACCUUCUCCUCCUCAGUUCCCCAUCAUUGACAACCUCCAUCAGCUCGGUUCCCUCCCCCACCACUCUCUUCGUUCCCUCUCUGAUCAACAUGGGCCCCUCAUGCUCCACCUCGGUUGUUGUCCAGCCCUCGCCGUCUCGUCCCCUUGUGUCCUCCGUGGGAUCAUCCAAACCCAUGAUCACUUGUUUUCCAAAAGCCCUUUUUUAAAGGUCCCCGACACUCUCUUCUACCAUAGCCAGGAUAUUGGCUUUGCCCCCUAUGGUGAAUAUUGGAGAGAGAUAAAGAAAGUGACUAUUCUCCAUCUUUUUAGCAAUGAGAAGGUAGGUUCCUAUAAGCAGGUGAGAGAAGAGGAGGUGGCCUUUAUGAUGAAGGAGUUUGAACGAACAACGAUGGUGGAAAUGAUUGAGAGGUUUAAUGCGCUCUCAAGAGAUGUUAUAAGUCGAACAGUAAUUGGCAAGGCGGCAAGAAGGAGGUGGUGGGGGGCUGAGUUAAGGAUUCUUAUUGACAACAUUUUGAGCAAAUAUGUUGAAUGUCUUUUCCUUUGA
Molecule: messenger RNA, 699 nt
Organism: Phalaenopsis equestris
Lineage: Eukaryota; Viridiplantae; Streptophyta; Magnoliopsida; Asparagales; Orchidaceae
Product: cytochrome P450 71A21-like
Exons: 1
Coding region: 1-699 (232 amino acids)
Molecular function (GO): monooxygenase activity; heme binding; iron ion binding
Source: RefSeq, a predicted model, not a curated record